AUGAGCGGCCUGCACAGCUCUGGCAAGACCCCUCGAUCUCGACCUGGACCUGGUCUGAGAUGGGGUUCUGUGAAUCGCAACACACAACCAUUGCCAGCUCAGCAAUCUCGUCAGGCAUUGUCUACCUUGCCAAGAAGCACCCAUCUGGACUCGGCCUUAGCAUUUGAAAGUCGCAUGGCGGUGAACCGACUGCACCGAGCUCCAGUAGACGGCUGCUGAAACCCAAGCUGCCAGGCCCUGAAGAGCAUCACUACGCAAACAUCCCUGCUGCCCUUUGCGUCAGAUCGUCUGUGCGCGCAUAA
Molecule: messenger RNA, 302 nt
Organism: Ceraceosorus bombacis
Lineage: Eukaryota; Fungi; Basidiomycota; Exobasidiomycetes; Ceraceosorales; Ceraceosoraceae
Source: the annotation of a GenBank genome assembly